This is a messenger RNA of Frankliniella occidentalis (western flower thrips), 2016 nucleotides long. Its product is annotated as protein CDV3 homolog. NCBI's taxonomy places the organism in Eukaryota, Metazoa, Arthropoda, Insecta, Thysanoptera, Thripidae. Bases 184 to 1080 code for a protein of 298 amino acids. The record is from RefSeq and is a predicted model, not a curated record. Gene Ontology annotation, cellular component: cytoplasm. The transcript has 6 exons.
AAAAUCGAAUGUUGCACAUAAAAGUAAGCAGAGAGAGGAAACUUUUCUAACUUUUUACACCAUAACAAGAUUUUGGUGAUCAAAAUGGUGCGCCGUCAUUGAUAUGAGCAUGAGCCCAGCAGUUUCCGGCGCGGUUGGUUUCCGGGCUGUUGUUGGAGACCCUUUAAAGCCCUUUCCAUCGAAAUGGCUGAUCUCGACGAUUUCUUCGCCAAAAAGGACCGUAAGAAGGGAACGAAAGGAGGGAAGAAGUUCACGACGACCGAAGAAUUAGCCAAAAAAUUGGAGGAAACUCACAGAAGGGAGAAGGAACGAGUGAAAGAAAAGAAACUUCUUUCUUCUCAAAAUGUCGAUGGUGAUGGUGAACAUAGAGGCGAGCGAAAGGAAGAGGAGGAAUGGAAAGACUAUGAGGAAGAGAAAAAGGACUAUACCAACUUGAAAAUUCAGAAUCUUCAAAUCACUGAGACUCCUACCGGGGAGGAUGCCGAAGGAGAAGAUGGAGAACCAAUCAUGGAAGAAAAUGAAGCAGGUGAGAUGGUUCCUCGCAAGAAGCAGCCAACUGGACCAUGGAAUGCUCAGCAGCAACCCCAGCAGCAGCAGCAACACCAGCACCAGGAGCAGGAACCUGUGAGGGCAGAAGUUGUCAGGCCACCACCACCAGCACCGUCAGAAAGUGGAGAUGGUGGUGGUAGCUCUGGAGCUGGAGGCUACGUGCCACCUCACAUGCGAGGAGGCAAUCAAUCUUCCAAUAGCUAUUCCCCUUCAUCCAGCUACUCUUCAUCUGGCUACUCUUCAUCCGGCUACUCUUCAUCGAUGCCUUUAUCAAAUUCACGCCUAAGAAGUAGAGCUGCUCCAGACAUAACCAACGAAGCUUACUUUCCUACAUUGUCAGCUGCCAACAGUGCUGAGCCAAACAAUGUGUGGGGGAGGAGACGAGAGGAGGGCAGAGGAUUUGAAGAAGUGAGGAACAGCAGAACACACACAGCUACUUAUAAUCCGAAGAUGGCUCCAUCAGGUCAAGGACCUAAUCUGUCCCUUGGAAAUAAGUGGGAUGCCUUGAGGGACCAGAGCUACCAGAGCUGAGGUCAACAUUAUGCCUAACACAGAGCCAAGUGUCGAUGCUCCUCCAUCAAAUUAAUCUGGCUGCUGUGGUGUAAUCUGUGUCAGUGCUGAUCGGCUCAAGACUCAUGUGAAAUAAGUGAUAACUAAGAGAAACCUAAGUGAUUGCAAAACACAACCCGGCAACUGACCGCCUGCCUCAGUGUAACUUUUUAGGAUAGGUUCUGUGUACUUUCUGUGGGUGUGAGUGUGUUUGUGUGGUAUGGGCCAAUCACCUGUGCCAUUCACUGACCUAUUCUUCACCUCUUGGGUAUUGUAUGAUAUAUGUCUGAAACUAGUGUGCUUCUGUCUAUAUCAUUUAUUUUUUGAUGAAUGUACAGAUAUGUGGCACAAAUUAGUCUUGUACUAAAAUUUACAGAAUUUGAACGACAUGUGUUGAACAUUCAGAUAAAAAACUUGCAUUUUUAAUAAUUUUUUUAAUUUAAUAAAUUCAUUUUGUGAAAGUCAACAUGGCCUCUGGUGAACCCACUUUUACAUAAGCCAAGCCUGAGCUGUGAAAGUGAGGAUAAGUUAAUAAUUUAUGGAAAAAAAUAGAGACUCUAAGAUGCAGUGUAACUGCUAGUAGGCUGUGGUUAUCCUCACCACUGCUUACACAUUUUUUUUAAAUCUUUCUCUUUUUUUUGUAAUACGGUAUUAUUGACUGGUGCUGCCAAGUCCUUUAUUACAAGUGCGCCAAAUAAGCCACAGUAUAUUAUUGUUAUUUUUGAAGGCCCCAAAUGUUAUAUUUACAUUACAAAAGUUGUCAUUUCAUAAUUAAGGACUAGGGUGUUGAUUGUGUCAGUUACCCAUGUCUAAUUUAUAGAUCAUUAUUUUCGGUGUGUAGCUUUGUGCGGUAAAGAGAUGGCAUUGGUAGUGAAUCCAGACUUGAGUGGCAAAAUAAAGAAGUUGGUUCUUGGUUAA